AGGCAUAUGACCGGGUUCCCAGGGAGAUACUGUGGGAGGUGCUGCGGGAGUAUGGGGUGAGGGGGUCUCUACUCAGGGCCAUCCAAUCUCUGUACUCCCAAAGCGAGAGCUGUGUCCGGGUCCUCGGCAGCACGUCGGACCAAUUUCCGGUGAGGGUUGGCCUCCGCCAGGGUUGCGCUUUGUCACCAAUCCUGUUUGUGAUAUUCAUGGACAGGAUUUCGAGGCGUAGUCGUGGGGGAGGGGGUCUGCAGUUCAGUGGGCUAAGGAUUGCACCACUGCUGUUUGCAGAUGAUGUGGUCCUAAUGGCUUCAUCGGUCUGUGACCUUCAGCACUCACUGGAUCAGAUUCACGGCCGAGUGUGAAGCGGCUGGGAUGAGGAUCAGCACCUCCAAAUCUGAGGCCAUGGUUCUCAGCAGGAAACCGAUGGACUGUCCACUCCAGGUAGGGAAUGAAGCCUUACCCCAAGUGAAGGAGUUCAAGUAUCUCAGGGUCUUGUUCUCGAGUGAGGGAACAAUGGAGCGUGAGAUGGGCCGGAGAAUCGGAGCAGCGGGAGCGGUACUGCAGUCACUUUACCGCACCGUUGUGAGGAAAAGAGAGCUGAGCCAGAAGGCAAAGCUCUCUGUCUACCGGGCCAUCUUCGUUCCUACCCUCACCUAUGGUCAUGAAGGAUGGGUCAGGACCGAGAGAACGAGGUCGCGGAUACAAGCGGCCGAAAUGGGAUUUCUCCGCAGGGUGGCUGGCAUCUCCCUUAGGGAUAAGGUGAGAAGUUCAGUCAUCCGGGAGGGACUCGGAGUAGAACCGCUGCUCCUUCGCGUUGAAAGGAGCCAGUUGAGGUGGUUCAGGCACCUAGUGAGGAUGCCACCUGGGCGCCUCCCUAGGGAGGUGUUCCAGGCACGUCCAGCUGGGAAGAGACAGCGGGGUAGACCUAGGACCAGGUGGAGGGACUAUGUCUCUUCGCUGGCCUGGGAGCGCCUUGGAAUCCCCCAGUCAGAGCUGACUGAUGUGGCCAGGGAGAGAGAUGUUUGGGGCUCUCUGCUGGAGCUGUUACCUCCGAGACCCUGACGGAUAAGUGGGAGAAGAUGGAUGGAUGGAUGGAUGGAUUAAUACUCUAUAUUUAAUACUCUAUAUUAAAUACUCGGUAUAGUGAGGGAUCCUCGACUCAGUGGAAGAAACGUUAUUAUAUUCAAUGUCAGUGAAAAUAAUAAAGGCAGAAUCAGAGCGUAGGUUUGCUUUGGUGUUGUAAUGUUUAACAUUUAUAAAGAAAGGGAUUAUAUAUCAAGCUAAAGCCAGUAUUGCAAAAAUCAAGAAACCUGAGUCUAGCAUUAAAGAAAGUUAUCAUUUAUAAAUAAAAAGUGAAUAUAGAUUAUGAUAAAGCCUUCUCUGGAUCCUCAGUGUGACGCUCAUUCGCUGCCUUUUAUUCUGAAGGCCUGUUGGUAGUACUUCCGGUUUUCCGGCUUGUUUCGCUCAACUUCAUGCAGUGGAAUGACGUCAUCGCUAUCUCCCGGUAUAAACUCGGUGGUUCCUCCUCUCCCAGACCGCAGUGGAGGCAUGACUCUCUGCGGUCUUCUAAACUUUGAUUUGUUGGUCAAUUCAUUAAUUGAUUGGUUGAUUGACCCUCCAGGGCCAAAGCAACAGGCUUCCGGUACAAUAACCCACUCUGAAUGAGGCACGCGCUUGCUCGGGGGUCCGGUGUGUUUCACAGCUCACUCACUACUGCGCUCGCUCACUGUCUCUCGCUCUACACAUGCACCCUCCACACACAUAGCCCCUCCUCCUCCCGCUCUUAAAGCGACAGGCGACCUUCCUAUUAUAAACGGGAGAACCGGAGCGAGAGAACCGGAUGUUUACCGGUCACUCUCAUCGGUGGAUGUAACCAGGACCAGCAUGGAGUUUCCCCGGAGCUCUGCCACGGUGAGCUGACCGGGCACGGAGCGACCUGUUGCCGGUGUCCGGUGAGAUGACCGGAGCCGUUACCGUCGUGCUGCUCGGGGCUGCCUUCACUGCCGCCCGGUCCCUGAACGCACCGCGGGACAUUCUGACCGGUUUGGACAGGCGCCUCCUGCUGGAGAAAACGCGCCCCUUCAUCCUGGUGGACGGAGAGAGGAGGAGCCUUGCUGAAGCUCUGCAGGCUCACCCCGACACGCUGCAGUUUGAGCUGCAGAUGAGAGGACAGAGCUUCCUGUUGGACCUGCAGAAGAACCAUGACCUGCUCCCUAAGCCUCCCAACAUCUUCCUCUACCUGCCGAACGGCACCGGGGUGUCUGUGAGAUCCGACCCUGUGGUUCACUGUUUUUACCAUGGCAGCGUCCGAGGAUAUCCUGAGUCCAGAGUCGCUCUGAGCACCUGCUCCGGACUGCGCGGCGUCAUCGCCUUCAACUCGUCGCUCAGCCUGGAGCUGCAGCCUCAGCAUGGGGCCGGGGACGGUGGGGAGGGGAGCGGAGGGGAGGAAGAGGAGGAGGGCAUCCACCUGCUGUUCUCCUCCCCCCCUCUGGAGGGCGCCGGGGCUGCAGGCUGCGGUGUCUCACACACACACCCUCCCCGCAGCGCCACGCGUACACACAGGAGGAGGCGGGACAUCCUGUCUGAGACCAAGUACAUCGAGCUGGUGCUGGUGGUGGAUCACCAGGAGUUUCUGAACUACCAGAAGAACAACAAGACCAUCAUCUACCGCAUGCUGGACGUGGCCAACCAGGUGGACUGGUUCUACCGGCCUCUGAAGGUGCGCGUGGCGCUGACCGGGCUGGAGAUCUGGAGCGACAGCGAUAAGAUCCCGGUGGAGAAGAAUCCCACGGACACCCUGAACAGCUUCCUGAGGUGGAGGACUCAGAAGCUGCUGCCCAGACUCCGCCACGACAACGCCCAGCUCGUCAUGGGGGGUUCGUUUGACGGCACCACGGUGGGGAUGGCCUCGCAGGCCUCCAUGUGCUCCAGGGACCGGUCGGGGGGGGUCAACGUGGACCACCUGGUCAGUGUCCUGGGUCUGGCCUCCACAGUGGCUCAUGAGCUGGGUCAUAACCUGGGGAUGAGUCACGACACGGCGGAGCGGCGCUGCUCCUGCAGCAACGAGCGGCGACUGGGGGGCUGCAUCAUGGAGCCGUCCACCGGCUUCCUGCCCGGUCAGCAGUUCAGCAGCUGCAGCGCCGCAGACCUGUCUGUCUCUCUGCUGCAUGGGGGGGGCAUGUGUCUGUUCAACGUGCCUCAGCCAGACCACCUGCUGGGGGGGGGGCGCUGCGGAAACCUGUACGUGGAGCCGGGGGAGGAGUGUGACUGCGGCCUGAUGGAGGAGUGUGAGGACCGGUGUUGCAACGCUUCUACCUGCCGGCUCGUACCUGGAGCUCAGUGCUCGUCUGACGGCAUCUGCUGCCAGGAUUGCAAGCUGCGGGGGUCGGGUUCCAUGUGCCGGGGCCCCCUGGGGGAGUGCGACCUGCCUGAGUUCUGCACAGGCUCCUCCCCCUACUGCCCCCCCAACGUGUUCCUGCAGAACGGGGAGCCCUGCGAGGACGAGGCGUCCUACUGCUACGAGGGAGUCUGCGCCAGCAUGAACACCCAGUGCCAGCUACUGUGGGGCCCGAACGCCACCAGCGCUCCGCCCGUCUGCUUUUCCUCCGUCAACAAGCAGGGGAACAAGUAUGGGAACUGUGGACAGCUGAAGAAUGGAUCCUACAUCCCCUGUGGAGCCGCCGACGUGCACUGCGGCAGGAUCCAGUGUCAGGGGGGGAGGGAGCGCCCCCGGCUGGGCUCCAACGCAGAGAUCCUCACCACCAAGGUGCGCUUCAACCACAGCGACCUGGUCUGCAGAGGCACCUUCUUCCACCUGGGGGACGACGUGUCCGACCCGGCAACCGUCAACCAGGGCACCGCCUGCAGCCUGCGCAAGGCGUGUUUGAACCAGCAGUGUCAGGACGUGUCGGUGUUCGGGGUCCAGGAGUGUCGUGAGAAGUGCAACGGCCACGGGGUGUGUAACAGUAAUAAGAACUGUCACUGUGAGGUGGGCUGGGCUCCUCCUGACUGCAGGUACUCCGGGCUCGGAGGCAGCGUGGACAGCGGGCCGGCCAGCGCUGCAGGAAACUCCGACCCGGUGAAGGUGUCUCUGCUCGUCCUCUUCCUCUUCGUCCUCCCAUCGCUGCUCCUCUUCAUCGCCCUGAGGUUUCCUCGUCUUCGUCACAGCUUCUUGUCGCCGCUGCACAAAGGCCGCCAGCACAACCGUGUGUCUCACUGUGAGAUGCUGGACCUGGUCCCUGAACACGUCUGCAGGACGCCGGUGAUGGAGCGAGCUGACCGCAGGAACGGAGAGCAGGUCCGACCUCUCCGAUAUCACCUGAACGCACCGCCGGACAUCCCUCUGACCCCUCCUCACAAAGAGGUUCAUGACCGACCUGCUGCUCCCACUAAGCCCCUCCCCCCAGACCCCGCCCUAAACCCUCCCCCACAGCGACCUGCCCCCCCCAGCAAGCCUCUGCCCCCCGACCCCCCUGCUCAGCUGCUCAGCAGAACCGCUCCACCCAACAAGCCCCUCCCCCCUGAACCUGGCACACCUGCACAGAUCCCUCUUAAACCUGUGGUCCCUGUGAAGCCUCGUCUGGCCCCCCUGCCGUCCAACAUCCCCCCCCACCCCAGCUACGCCGCCAGCAAACCCCCCCAACAUGGAGCAACUGCAAACCCAGCCGGACCCAAAAGACGCCCUCCUCUCCGGCCCUCCGGCUCGCAGAGAGUCGACUCCUCGGCGCUCUGACCUCCAGAACUCACUGUACCUGAAGGUGGUCUGUUCUCCUGAUGAAGAUGAAGAUGAAGGUCUUUUCGGCGGAUUUCUCUCAGAGACUGUAAAUACAUAUUAACGUGCCUUGCUCAGCGGCACUUUUGCAGUGAUGCCACCCCCCCACCCCGCUCAGUGCCUUAUGGACCCUGAGACGGAAAUGAAAGGCCGAGGAGGAUCAUGGGAAAUAUGUUUGAACCUAUAAUCAGGACUUUUUUAGCAGAAGGUGAAAUGUAGAAAGUUUGAGACGCUUUAGGAACAGGAUGGCAUCAUCAUGAAGAGACACAUCGGACUGAACCUCUGCCACAAGCUUCAAACAUUUAGAGAAAACUCUGAUAUUUCACACAGUAAUAUUUACAGAACCAUGUCCUAAUGCUUCGGGGAUAAAGUCAUUUUAUUGUUGUACAUUUUUAAGUACAAGUUUGUAUUGAAAGAGAAAGCUAGCGUUGACUUUCCUUUAAGUAAUACGAAUGAUUGAAUGUAUUCCUCUAAGUGUUACGCCUUUAUGCUUUUACAUUAUUAUAACUAGGACCAUUCCUUUGAUGUAGUCUGACCUUUUACUUUCCUCACUUUAUUAGAAAAUGUUAAAACUUUUGUCUUCAAAUAUUUGGACUUUUGUGAUCAGAUGUAACUUGUUUUUUCGGAAUAAUUAUCAGUUAUUCCUGAACUCGGAGAAGUGUUCGCUGAACUCUCCGCCACAGGGGUUCUGCUUUAGAAGUCAAAGCCGGACUCAAAGCCGGACUCAAAGCCGGACUCAAAGUCGGACUCAAAGCCGGACUCAAAGCCGGACUCAAAGCCGGACUCAAAGCCGGACUCAAAGCCGGACUCAAAGCCGGACUCAAAGCCGGACUCAAAGCCGGACUCAAAGCCGGACUCAAAGCCGGCACCUGAAGGCCAAAGUGAGAAUAUUAGUUUUUUUUAAAUGAGUGAAAGUGAUGUCAGUUCUUCUGAUGCAGGAAGCUGAACGUGUUUUUACCCGGCAAACCUUAAAGAGCUUCAGGACAAACGUGUCCCAUUGUUCAAGUUGGCUGAUUUAUUGGUUGGUUGAUUGGUGAAGGAUGUGUUGGUUGGUUGAUUGAUUGAUUGAUUGAUUGAUUGAUUGAUUGAUUGAUUGGGUAAAUUGUUGAUAUUCGUGCUGUUCGUGUCCUGCCAUGUUCACGUUUGCUGCUAGAGGAAAUGUCCUCAAUAAAACCAACUUUCUACAUUU
Molecule: messenger RNA, 5960 nt
Organism: Eleginops maclovinus (Patagonian blennie)
Lineage: Eukaryota; Metazoa; Chordata; Actinopteri; Perciformes; Eleginopidae
Gene: adam15
Product: ADAM metallopeptidase domain 15
Biological process (GO): proteolysis; innate immune response; integrin-mediated signaling pathway
Molecular function (GO): integrin binding; metalloendopeptidase activity
Source: RefSeq, a predicted model, not a curated record